AUGGCUAAAUGGGGCGAAGGAGAUCCGCGAUGGAUUGUAGAAGAAAGAGCUGACGCUAAAAAUGUUAAUAACUGGCACUGGUAAGGGAGAAAACAUGCUGGAAUUUCGGUGUAUGUUGCACGUGGCUAAAAAUUUAAAAUGUGACUUACAAACUUGGCAAUGAUGACAGACACUGGGUCGAAAAAGGUUGUUUUGAACGCGAUUUGUGAACUGCUGGGUUUCUUCUUAUCUUAGGACUGAGAAAAAUGCAACUCCAUGGUCCAAGGAAAGAAUCAAGACACUUUUGAAGGAUUUAGAGAUCGAAACAGAUGAAGGUAUGUUUACAGGCCAGGGUUAAAAUAUUACUAGCUACGUUACGCAAACUUUUCAUAAGGGUUUUAACCCAGAUAUUACACAUUCAAAUUUAUUCAUUGCUAAUGUUCAAAACUCCUCUGCACUCCAUGUAUUAUACUUCGUUUGCAAAGAUGAAAAUGAAACACACACACACACAAAAUAAAUAUGAUCUAUCAAAAAUGUCCGAGUCAAAAUGGAGGAUUCAAGUCAUCAGGGUUAUUGAAAAGGGUUACAAUAGUUUCAAAAGAAACUUUGUUUUGCUGUUGUGGUUUUGGAAGGAGAAUUACCUCCACCUCUCCCUAAAAAUGGCUUCAUCAACUGAUAUAUUAAAGGAGAAUAAUAUUUACCACCAUUAGAAGAUUCAAAAUCUUACAUUUUGAUUGGUAUUGUUUUGUAAUUAACUCUGACAGACGGUUAGUUCAUCAGCUUCUGAAUCUUUGUCAUGGUGACAGAUGAAAGUUUGCUCAUCAGGGAUAAUUAUUGCCUACAGUAUUAACAUGUCAAAAUAAUAGUCUCAGCAAGACCAUUAUUCCUAGAUUCCAAAAAGAGUGAAAGAGGAUGUUUUUCUCCUUUCUAAUGCACUUUCAGUGUUCUAUUUUUUAAUGGGAUGGGUUGAUUGGUCCCAUAGCCACCCCCCUCCCUACACUGAAGGCUACAGACCACCCUUUUUGUUGGGUGUCUUCCUUACACAAUGAUUUAAGUCUUGCACUUUGAUUAGUUCUGGUAUCAGAUGACUAAACUGAUUUGUGCAGCAUAGUAACAUUCAGGGCUGUCAAUAAGGGUCGGCAGCCGGCCAAAACCGCCGGCUAGUUAGCCAUCCUUAGCCGGCUACUUUUAUCUCUUCUCCCAUAACUGCUAACAAAAAAAAAGCACCAUCGAAUAAAAUUGUAAAGCAUCCAUGUUCCAGUUUUGACUGACAUUGAACACAUAUUUAAACAGGUUUAGAUCUGUGAAACGUUUGAACCGUGCCAUGUAGUGUAAUGCCUGCAACAUUUCGAUAACAUUGUUCCCAGUCUUGCGUGUAUUCUGACGAAACAACAUAGCAUCCGCGGUGAAAAAUACCUCUUGAAAACCCCUGGAAAUGCUAUUUCUGAGACUCUAAAUUUCAAAAUGUCCCUAGAUGUCUCGGCCCUCAGGAACUUGUGCCUUUGGUGAGAGUUCUAAGGCCGCCUACUAUUCAUUGUCAGCCUGCUACUUGAAAACUUUUUGACAGCUCUGAACAUUAUGGCAGCCUAUUGUAUUAUAUAUUUGUUGUUUUGGGAAGUAAUUUAAAAGUAUGAUGAAAGACUAGUGAAAACCCCUUGCCAUAAUUCGACACUGAUGAAAACUGAGAAAAAGGCUGGCAUCAAGAAAGCCAUUGUCAAUAAAUGAGAAUCAACCUAGGUUAAGUCAAUACUAACCUGAAGUCAAAUUUGACCUGUAACAUGUAUAUUCUUUAGUCCUUUAUUUUUCUCUUGCCUUUGCAUGUCUUCCUCCUUGCGCCCAUGGCAAUUAAAAUGUACAUUUGGGUAUUUUACUUGUUGUACAGUCCCUGUGAAAAAAUUUGUAGUCUAGCUUUUCUCUUGAAUUUUUUUUUUUUGCUUUAAGGGAAAGUUAAGGUGACAGAGGUCAGUAACAUCGAUGGGGAAGCUUAUGCCAAGUAAGUUCCAGAAUAUGAUCUGUUUUAGUGCAAACACAUCAGUAUAAGUUUUAUUUGACCUGAUAAGUCAAUAAAUAUGUUAUUAUUUCUCAUCUCUUAUCCCAUUACUUUUAUAGCAACAGAAAAGCUAAGCUGAUCUUUUUCUAUGAAUGGGUUAUCAGAUUGGAAUGGAAAGGUUAGUAUUCAUGCUUUAUAAUGAAUAUUUUUUGUUGUGGUAACUGUGUAUUAACUAUACUACAUAUUAACUUUACUAGUGAGUUAUGUUUUAGUGGAUGAUACUGUGAUAAACUUCAUUGAAGUGCAAGUAGAGUUUAUAGUCCAUAACCCCCUUGUUUGGGAAGCCAGGCUAGUUUGACAUUAACAUUGAUGGUCUUUGCUUUUUACUGCAAAAACUGAACUGCACUAGUUUCCUUGUGUCAUUAUUACUACGUGACUCAUUUGAGCAAGAUUAAUCUGUAUUUGAUCUUCAUAGUAAGCUGUUUCUUGUAGUGUAACAUUAAAAUUGCCUAACAUUUUAACAGGGACAGUAACAGAGAGUGACAAAGUAUGGAAAGGAAAAAUUGAAAUUCCCAAUCUAAGCGAAGAACAUGAUGCGGAUGAGGUUGAUGUAAGUUGAUUUUGUGUUGUCUCACUGUGUUAAAACCCUUUAAGUCCCAAUAUCCACAGACAAAUUCUCCAAACUGAUCUCCAUACAUUUCUUUGAAGAAUUAGUUGAGAGAAUUUGGUAAAAGAUCAAAUAUUUUUCUCUUUGUGAUCAUUUUGUUAAUUCUCAUAGACUUUGCUCAUGCUAGUCUAUGGAUAUCGUUAGGAGAAAAAUGAUUUUGAGCACUAUUCAGGGCUUCUGAUAUUUCGCGGAAAAAAGAGCAAAAUUUCGCGGGAUUUUCUGGGGCAAAUUCGCGGAAAAAUCGGCCGAUUUCGCGGGAUUUUCGCGGGAGAAAAGACAAAAUCGCAGAAAAAUCGGCCAAUUUCGCGGGAUUUUAGCGGAAAGAAGUCAAAUUUCGAAGGAUUUUCAGGGGCAAAUUGUUAGAAAAAUCGGCCGAUGUCACCGGAAAUUUCGGGGGGAAACUUCGCCAAGAAACAAUCAGUAACAAAAAACCGAUUUCAUUGGAUUUUUUUGGCAAAUUUCGCUAAAAUCGAUCAAUUUUUAACGUUUUUUUAACAGGGAUAAUCAUUUGCUCUUUCAACAACCGUUCGCUUGAGAAAUGAGCGAAUCCUAAAGCUAUUAACAUUAUGGUUAGUGCCCAGUUUUUCGCAACAUUAAUCUAAGAACGCUUGGUAGUUUUGGGACGUUGUUUACUCUUUGCAGUGACGAAGUUUCAAGAUAAAUUUGGACAUUUGGGGUGAAUAAAACAGGUCUAAUAGCCAAGAUAAGUAUUAAAUAUGUUUUGCCGACAUGUAUUUGGAAAUAUUUCUAGCAGAUUUCGCGGUAUUUCGCAUUUUUUGGGGAAUUUCGCGGGUCCGUGACCGCGCGAAAUAUCAGAAGCCCUGACUAUUGGGACUUAAAGGGUUAAAGUGUGUAGAUGAGCUAACUGAAUACAUUCAAUACUACUAGGAAUCAGUAGGUUAACAUGAAAUAAUAGAGACCUUUAGCUUCACUAACAAGGAGAAGACUUGACUUAGAGUUUAUUUGCGUCUUGUCAAAAAAGAGACAUCCCCGAAAGCUUUUUUUUCCUUCAGAUUAGUUAACAUGGUUGUUUUUAUCGGAGGAGGUUAAGCCCUCUCCCAGUCACAAAAUGGUGAAACUUCUAACAUUUGAUAACUGUUAUGCUUGUUUCUGCCACUACGACAUUGUUUAUAAUACUCGUAGUUGAAUGACAAUGGCUAUCAUGUUUUCCUACCAGAAUGAUGCUUGUUUAUGCUUGCGUGCUACUUAUAAACUUAGUAUUGAGAAAAUGUCACAAUUAUAAUUAUUGUAGUCGUACUUGUCUUGUUGUACUUUAGGCCAAAUGAACUAGGAAAGGCACUUAUUAAUUUUUGCUCAUUUUUAAAUUUUGUGACUUCAGGUGUUGGUGACAGCAGAUAAGAGUUCUGAUGAAAGUCAUAAAUUAAAAGAAAUUGUGAGAACAGUUGGUAGAAAGUUGAUCAGGGAAAAGUUGGCUCAGUAUAUAAAGGAACUGAGACAAGGUAAGCUAUUUUUUUAACAGUAAUACACAUUCAAAGGGAUGAACAUUACAAAGUCAGCAAUGAGAAACCAAAAUCAUUUUCUCUUUAUUUGUCUGCCUUGUGAUUCUCUUCAUAACGUGUGAUUUUAUUAAUAACUCUAGGAGCAUUUGGUGUAUGUGUAAGGCAAUAAGUAAUGACUUCAACAAAUAAUAUUAACCUAAAGCAACAACAAUUAUGCUUGUGAUAUCCUUGUGAUAUAACUCCUUUAAGUAUUAAUUUUAUUGCUGUUUGUAGAAUUCAGUCAAGGAAUGAUUCUUCCAUCCAAAGGCAGUCCAAAUCCUCAGAGAUCAGCUAAUGCAGAAAAUAAGGAGGCAUUCAAUGCUGGUGUUAAUAAUUCUGCUGGUUCAGCAAAAAAUGACAAAAAUAAAAGUAAGUUGCAUAAUUAUGUACAACUUUUGUCAACUUUUUUUGCACAGCUGCUCAAGCGAGUUGAAAGCGAUUCAGUCCUUAAACAACACUUUGCUAGAAUCAGCAACAUACUAUUAGCUGAGACACUCUACCCUAAAGUGCCUCUCUGAUGUUUUGCCAGCUUAAAAAGGGGAAAAUACAUGUGAAGCUUUCCCUCCUCCACCCCUUCUUGUAUUUGUUGUGCCUCUGUUGUUAUUGUAGAAAAUAACAGAACUUCCCAACUUUGAAUGGAGGGGAGGGGUGUGGACUGUUUUGCUCUCCAAAGUUACCCCAUUUGGGGAUGAUGUCUUAAAAAUUUUGUCAACAAUUGUAUGCAUAAGGCUGUGCUCUACGAAAAACUAUGAUAAGGUACCUGCUGCUCUGAAACUGUGAAAUCCCGGGUUCCCAGGUUAUUCAUGAUCUCUAUGAAAAAAGAAUGAUUUUCUUGUUUCUGCAUGAGCAAAGGUUGGGUGCCAGAGGCCACUAGGUGCUGCCAGAGCACAGCAUUGGAUAAUUAAGUACACUGGUAAAAAACUGGAGCUUAGUAUAGUGUGCCAUGAUUUAAUUGACUGUAUUAAUACUUUAGGCCAAUCAAGUGAACUGAUUUGACCUCUACUGGAUUAUGAAAAUACAGUUAAACUUUAUACACACGUGGCCACCAAUAAAUUAAUAUAGUAAUUUUAUUAAUAUUGAAUGAUUUUUAAUAUCAACCUUUUAAUUGAUAUUAAUUUUGAGGGUCAUAUUAAUUGAUUAUGAAUAUCAAUAGUUUUAUUGAUAUUUUAUUGUUAGUGCAUGACUAUCUAAAAUACCAAAACCAGUUUUCUCAGUCAAAGGACUAUGUUUGGAACUUCCCAAAAGUGACUAACAAACCAAGUGUGAAAUUGUUCUCAUGACAUGAAAAUAAGUUUUAUUUGCACAGGAAGAAAAGAUAAUUUUCAUAUCAAUGGCUUUGCACUUGGUUUAGGGCAACUUGAAAAUGAUCUUAUAAUCUCUUUCAUUUUGGGUGGUUGCCUACAGGAAGGUGGAUGUGCUCCAAUUUCCCCCUACUGUUCCUUAUUUGAUGGCUGCCGCUCAAGCUAGCUACUAUGCCGUUUGCCAGCUAUUGCAAAAGCUGUUCCCUACCAUGCAGUGCAUCUAGAGUUAAUAGAGACCUUAAGCAGCUUUUUUAUGGGAUUCUACAUGUUACUGCAGUUUGCAGCUACUCGUUUGCAGUUUCACGCUGCCAGGAUUUCAAAUUUUUAUUGAUUGUUUAGUGCUGCCAUUUAGUGCCACAUUUUCGUCAAGUCAAAGUGCAUCAUUUUUAUUGCCCAAAAACAUGAAUCAUUCAUUGAUCCGAGUUCAAAAAUCUUACCAGCAUAUUGCAGGGAGAUAUAGAAACCUACCUCAUGCCUUUAAACGUUAGGCUGUACAAUUAUUAGUGGAAAAAACCUUGCCUUACGUCACCUACCGCUAGAAGCUCUUCCUGCCGUUCAAACUUGAACUGUAAACUGCAAAUGUGACCGCAAGACCGUGAUCACACAUGUCCUUAGAACUCAGGUUUGCCGUUUCCCAUGGAAGACCUGAUACUAAAGUUAUCUAAUGUAAGACUUGUAACUGAUAUUUUUUCCAUACAUUCCUCAACUUAUUAAGUGACACACCAUUUAUUUUUUCAUCUUGUUUUGAAGGUAAUACAACAGAAAAGGUGGGCUGUCCCAUCUCUACCAAGAAUUUGACCAUGAAAGAAGAGUUCCUCACCACUGCAGAAGAUUUAUAUGCUGCGCUAACAGAACAAGAGGUAUUGUGAAUUUUUCUGCCAGGGAUAGGGGUACUCCCUUGUGCUGCUGAACAGAGUACGGAUUCCUUAUUUGCAGUCGAUUAAUUAGCCACCCUCACCUGGGUGCAAAUUUUUAGGCUAGAGUGUGCGCUUAUUCGUGGUAGGUGCUUUUGCGAGGCUGGGCUGAAGAUCACGACAAAACACGUAAGUAAUAGCCUUGUCACACACGAGCGUUUUGUCGUCCUCUUCUUCCUGCCAUCCUGUUGCAUAAACUCACUAAUGUCUGGCCAAAAUGGUGACUUGGCUGGCCUAAAACUUCACUCAUCGGUCAUGUUGACUAGUCCUCCACACUCUCAUUCUUGAACAAACAGCCAAAUCCUUGCCUGUAAAUCUUACAUUUUUGUCUCUUUGUGCAAACACAAUCAUGUUCACGACUGGAAAAUGACACAAGGAUUAGUUAGCUCCCCCCCCUUCCCUUACAUUUUGACCGGUCAGAAACGGUCAAAAAUUUCUUUGGCUGGUCAUCGUGUCCGGCCACCGCCCGAAAAUUAUUUUGAGCCCUGAAUUGUUUGACAAACAAUUUGCCUUCUUCCAUAAUAACUGCAGAAACUGGAAGCGUUUACUCGGAGUUCUGUGAAAGUGGAUGCUAGCCGUGGAGGAACGUUUGUUCUCUUCAAUGGAAACGUGACAGGAAAAUUUCAAGAGUUGGUAAGUAAACACACAAACAAGUUGGGCCUUGCUAAUGCUUUGUUGGGCUCAACAUAUAUAUCUGGAAUUAGGUUUUAUUAGGAAAAUCACAUUUAGCAGUGAAAUACUGUAGAGUUAGCCAGGACAAUAAUUUAUCUUAAGCUUCAAGGGUAUUCAUCAUCAUCAGCUCAGUGGGUAGAGCCUUGAAUGCAAAGUGUGAGAUCGUGGGUUUGAUCCCCGGGGCCCGAACGAAUACUCAGGGUCUUGAAAUAACUGACAAAUGAAGGUACGUCCUUUGCGCGACAAAUGACCAGACCUUCGUGUGGCUCAGAUGACCAGGUAAAGAGCAAGGCCGACCCAUCUCCAGUAGGAGACAUGAGAAUUCUGUCCUUCAUUAGUACCUUCGUGCUAAAUACAUUGACACUCAAAUAAAGUGCAUUUUUAUAUUAUUAUUAUUAUUUUUAUUGCAGUCAAACCUACUGUGGCCCAGAAGGGUCACACAUGCAAAUUAAAAAUGUUGCUGCAAACUAAAAAUUUUACCUGCAAAUUAAAAAUAGGACAUGCAAAUUAAAAAUUGUACAUGCAAACUAAAAAUAUUACAAACAUGACACAUGAAUGGGCCGACGGCUGUAAGGCCAGGUCGCAUGGCUCUGACCAGGUCCUCAUCACUUAUACUGCACGCGCAGGACUUUUUAUUUUUAAUUUGCAUCGAUAUGUUUUCUAUUUUCAAUUUGCAGCACAAUAUUUAGUUUGCAUGUACUAUAUUUAAUUUGCAGGCAAUAUUUUUAGUUUGCAUGUACCAUUUUUAAUUUGUAUGUACUAUUUUUAAUUUGCAUGUGUGACCCUUCUAGGCCGCCGGACAAACCCUGUUAAUACGGACACUGAUGGGGCCCACAGAAAGUGCUCAUACUAACGGGUCUGAAUUUAGAGAAAAUGUAAGGGCUUUCUUUCCCAAGGGACAAAGCAAACUGUCUGUUAUACUUAGGUGUCUGUAAUUAAAGCGGAUUUUGACUGUAUUGUGGUACGGCUUUGUGGGAUGUCCGCGAUUCGAAAAGUCCAUACUAUGAUUGAGUGGAAUGUCUUCUUGGGCCUCUCCUUUCUCCCGAGUCUUACCUACCUUUCUUCUUGUUAUUACUUUUGCCAGGUUUCUGACGAGAAGAUUGUAAUGCAGUGGAGAUAUAAAAGCUGGCCAGAAGGUUAGAAUGCUGCAUUUUUUACUCUGACGAAAAAAAAAGCAUUUGCAGUCGAACUGUUGGGAAGCUCUGCGUUAAAUAAGUUCCCUAUCUAUGCGGUACCCCACCUUCAGUCCUUAACCGAGUAAAAUAAGAAAACAAACCGCCUUUUCCCCAAAUCAAGGAUGAAGCCACGUGAAGGCUAAUGUGCGACUGCCAUUUACACAUCCUUGAUGUGAAGGGAAGGGGAGGGGGAGCGUUUUAGCCGUUUUGUUGCUUGGGUACACUGCCUGCGAGGAAGGUCCCCAUCACGGGCGAGCUUCUCUCUCGCGUCUCUUUUCGCGAUAUAUCCCUCUAAAGGAGAGCUUGCUCGCAGGCCAGUAAUCUUGUGAAAAACAUUUAUGACGUCGCUACGCGCUGCAACGUUUCCUGCGACAUCUUCAAGCGCAACAUUUACCGCUGACCAACAGUAUGAAAAUUGUGAGAGGGAAAUUUGAUUGGCUCGUUUUGCCCGAUCAAUAGAUUUGCUCGAUUAGUACUCUACAGAUAAGGAAGCAAAAAAAUAAACAUUCAUUGUGUGAGCAAACGUUUUAUUUAUCACCCGUCUUAAGAAAGGAUACCCCCCCUUUCGCGCUGCCUUAUGAAAUAGCCUUGGCCCUUUAAGGAGUUACUGUAGGAGGUAAACGGUACAAAAAGGCCCCAGUUGUUGAAAAGGUGGAUAACGUUAUCCACUGGAUAAAUCUAUAUCUACUGAAUACACAAUUGGUCUCCCUGGUACUUAUCCGCUGGAUAGUGAUUUAUCCGUGGGAUAGCGCUAUCGGACGUUUGAACGGUCGGGGCCUAAACAUAUAAUUCUCCUGAGUGUAUUUUUUUAAAGAACGAACGAUAUAACACUAAUGCACUAAAAAGACAGACCCACGUUUUCAAACGUCUCCACGAUCCAGAAUGUUUUUCCUCAAACCUCGCGCAACCUAUGAUAGUUUCAGAGCCGACAAAAGACCAAAACGCGCACAAUAUACACUUUGUCAAACCAAAAACGCAUUAUUCUAGACAGUGUCUACGAAGCAAAAAUGUCUGACUUUGGUUUUGUUCAUUCCCUGAUUCAGGUCACCACUCGACAGCAACCAUCACACUGGACCAACAGGAUGAUCGCACCCAGCUGACGUUAACCCAGACUGGAAUUCCAGAAGAGGAUUUUGAGCGAACAAAAGAGGGCUGGAAACAGUAUUACUGGGAAAAUAUGAAACAGACAUUUUUCUGGGGCAUGAAAUAUUUCUGACUAGAGUUUCUGUAUGAUUUGGCGUUGUUUUACUUUGAACACGUGGUUGUCACCUAACAUAACGAUAUUCACAAUCUUUCUUUAGAGUACCGCAAUUGCCUUUUCGUACAGAGAGAAUCGAAAUGAUCGAGUCAGCCGAGUAUUCUUUUCAAUGUUUGUUUGUAUUUUUUGUUGAUUGUUCAGUGCUUGUCUGAAAGUGUUAAAAGUUAAAUCUUGUCUGGUUAUUGAGUAAAUAAAAUAAUUUUUUAGCCUUA
This is a messenger RNA of Porites lobata, 9667 nucleotides long. Lineage: Eukaryota; Metazoa; Cnidaria; Anthozoa; Scleractinia; Poritidae. The record is from the annotation of a GenBank genome assembly.